This is a messenger RNA of Oppia nitens, 1081 nucleotides long. Its product is annotated as legumain-like. Gene Ontology annotation, molecular function: cysteine-type endopeptidase activity. Bases 107 to 1081 code for a protein of 324 amino acids. The transcript has 7 exons. The record is from RefSeq and is a predicted model, not a curated record. NCBI's taxonomy places the organism in Eukaryota, Metazoa, Arthropoda, Arachnida, Sarcoptiformes, Oppiidae. Gene Ontology annotation, biological process: vacuolar protein processing.
UUGCAAUAAUAUUAUUUUGCUUUAUUUAUUAAUAUUGAUUAUUGAUUAAUUAUAGGUUAAAUUUUAUGUGUGUAUCUUAUUUAGUAAGUUUAAACUAAUAAAAAUAAUGUUUAAUAUAAAAUUAGUAUUAAUUAAUAGUAUACUAAUAGUAUAUUAUUUAAGUAUUGAUGCUAAACCAAUUGAUGAACAAUUAGGUGAUUCAUCAUUUAAUGGCACAAAUUGGGUUGUAUUGUGUGCCGGUAGUAGUGGUUGGUUUGGUGCGGGUUAUAGUAUUCAAGCCAAUGUAUACCAUGCCUACCAAUUUAUCCGGUCUAAUGGUAUACCCGAUGAUCAUAUUAUAGUGAUUCACACCGACGACAUUGCAUACAAUUCCUAUAACCCAACUCCGGGACAAAUCAUUCAUUCGCCAAACGGUACGGAUGUAUAUCAUGGCGUACCCAAAGACUAUACCGGCGAUGAUGUCAAUGGAUACACAUUACUCGGUGUACUUCGUGGCGAUCCAUCUCUAACACGAAGGGGUAAAAAAGUUAUAAACAGCGGACCUAAUGAUCAUAUAUUUGUUUUUUAUGUGUCUCACGGUGUCGGAGAUAUAAUAUUAUUACCGGAAUAUAUAUACGGCGAAGAAUUGGUGACCACAUUGAAAGAUAUGCAUCAAAACAAACGGUACGCAAAACUAGUGUUUUAUUUGGAGGCAUGUUUUUCGGGUUCAAUGUUUCUCAAUAAAUUGCCCACAAAUAUCAAUGUAUACGCUGUGACCGCUGCUAAUAGUGUAGAGGAAGGACUUGAGUGUUAUUACGAUGAACAGCGAAAAAUUUGGCUGGCUGGAUGUUUUGCCUACCACUGGCUCCAUAAUAGUGAGCACUCGGAUAUAACCAAAUUAAGUUUCGAUGACCAAUAUAAGUACAUCUAUCAUCAGACCAUCACUCAAAUCAAUAUAACUGAUGGUAAGGUAGAGCAACAUCCGCAACAAUUUGGCGAUCUAUCCAUUGCUAAACUACCCGUUUCACAGUUUUUCGGAUCUAAAAAAUCUAUGGCUACGGAUAAUUUGAACGAACAAAUUGUCAACGAUUAUAACAAUUAA